GCAAACGGUACCUGCUUAUUUGCUGAUACUGUUCCAGCCAUUUUGUGCGCUCGAGGCGCUGACUCACAUUUGAUACCACCGCCGAACUCGCGCACCGCGCCUGGACUCAGUGGACGCGACCUGAGGCUCGACCCAUUUAAAUUCUUAUAGCUGCUGCUGAGGUCGCGUGAACAGCCUUCACACGUCAGCUGCGCGAGGAAAUGGCGGUCUUGAAGCUCCAAGCCGCGCUGGCGCUGGCGCUGCUGCCCGCGCUGGCCCUGGCAGCGAGGCCCGCGCUGCUGCCCGGCGCCACCCUACAGCGGCACGAUGGGGCCGCACAGCAGCAGCUGCAGCAGGCCAUCCGCACCAGCAGUAGCACCGGCGGCAGCAGCAGCCUGGCCAAGGGCAAUGACCGGGACAAGGACCACCCAAAUGACGCCAACAUGCGCCCCAUUAUCGGCAUCCUUUCGCAGCCCGGCGACCCUGCCCCUGACGGCCAGUCCUACAUCGCUGCCUCCUACGUCAAGUGGCUGGAGAGCGCCGGCGCCCGCGUGGUGCCCAUCUUGUACGACAUGAGCCCGCAGCAGGUCGAGGACCGCUUCGACGUGAUCAACGGGCUGCUGCUGCCGGGCGGCGGCGCCACGCUGGCCCCCGGCCACCGCUUCUACGACACGGCCCGCCAGCUGGUGGACCUGGCGGUGGCGGCCAACGACAACGGCGACUACUUCCCGGUACACGGCACCUGCCUGGGCAUGGAGACGCUGUCCGUCAUCCUGUCCGCCAACUACACCAUCCUGUCGCCCUUUGACGCCGAGGACGCGCCCGCGCCGCUGCUGUACACGGCCGACGCCAAGGACAGCCACCUGCUGCGCUCGCUGCCGGCGGACGUGGUGGAGAACCUGCAGAACAAGCCCAUCGCCAUGGAGAACCACGGCAUGGGCCUGUCCAUGACGGCCCUGGUUGAGAACCCCGACCUGGGCAAGUUCUUCAAAGUGCUGUCGCUGUCGCUGGACAAGAGCGGCGCCGCCUACAUCAGCACUCUGGAGGGCCGCAAGUACCCCUUCACUGCCACGCAGUGGCACCCGGAGAAGAACGCCUACGAGUGGACGCCGCACCUGCACAUCCCCCACACCACCGACGCGAUCCGCAUGAGCCAGGAGGUGGCCAACUUCUUCGUGUCCGAGGCCCGGCGCAACCUGCACAAGGCCAAGAACAUCCUGGAGGAGGAUGACGUACUCAUUUACAACUGGAAGCCCGAGUUUACCGGCCGCCACGCCUACGUGGGUCAGGAGAAGGACUUCGAGCAGGCCUACAUGUUCGAGAAGUCCGACCCGCAGCGCGACGGAGUUGACCACGCCUGAAGAGAACAGCAGCGGGAGCAGCGGGGGCAGGAGCUGCAGCAGCAGGUGCAGGAGCUGCAGCAGCGGGGGCAGCGGGGGCAGGAGCUGCAGCAGCCUUGUGUGGCGUGGUGUGUCAGGCGGUAGAUGUUCGAACUUAGAGAUUGUGGGAGUCAUUGUGAACACGGUCUCGGAGGCUACGGCUUUAGGAUAGCCAGCACGUUGUUUGAGGGAUCGUGAACUCGUGAAGCUAAGCGAAGCCAUGCGCGUGUGAUACGGGCAGCCGUGCCGCAUGCCUUCAUGCGCAUGUGCAAAAACGCCCGCGCGUGUGUGUGUUUGUGAUCAGGCCCACCGGAGCGCCUGCGACACAUGUGCGUGAUUGCGGACGUGUCAGAGGAGACGUCGGCAGAGGGUAACGACGGCAAGGGGCCGGUGCGAGAUUCCACUCCAUGGAGGUUCCCGAGCCGUCGAUGCCAUGUGUGCUGUGGGGUCGAGCGUAGCAUGCAUGCCGCGACUGAACCUGGAGUCGACGUCCAGGGUGGUGAGGUUCGGUGCCUCGUAAUAUGCGGCUGGCAUGCUACCUUCCAGGAGAGCGCGAGCGUGUGCGUGUGUCUAUUUGCAUAGUGCCAUUCCUUACCCAAAAACUUUUGCACAUUUUGGGGAUCGCCCAUAGAUCAGCCUUAGCAUUGAAUGUGUGUAUGUGUGUGGGGUGGAGGCAGGGCUGCGGGCUGCCGCUUCCAGUCUGCCGGCUUGGCUUCUCCAAUUUUCCUGCGGAUGCGCUCGGCCGCUGAGCCGGUAGCAAGACACGAACACUUUCGGCGGAGCUGCAGGGCCGCACCGUAUGCUUGAUGUUGGACAAUUGGCAUUCCAAAUGGUGUUGCAAUUAGAAUGCAGCGGAGGUGACGUCCCGGGGUUGCCGAGCCGCACUCCAUUACAUUUGGUGUCAAUGCAUGCUCUCAGAGGCUCAGACUGCGGGUGUGUAAAGUCCUGUCUGC
Messenger RNA from Chlamydomonas reinhardtii, 2311 nucleotides. RefSeq lists its product as uncharacterized. Gene Ontology annotation, cellular component: vacuole. Lineage: Eukaryota; Viridiplantae; Chlorophyta; Chlorophyceae; Chlamydomonadales; Chlamydomonadaceae. Gene Ontology annotation, biological process: tetrahydrofolylpolyglutamate metabolic process. Gene Ontology annotation, molecular function: gamma-glutamyl-peptidase activity. The transcript is spliced from 8 exons. The coding region runs from base 201 to 1340 and encodes 379 amino acids. The record is from RefSeq and is a predicted model, not a curated record.